Messenger RNA from Ziziphus jujuba (common jujube), 1280 nucleotides. Its product is annotated as 2-methylene-furan-3-one reductase-like. The transcript has 2 exons. Gene Ontology annotation, molecular function: oxidoreductase activity, acting on the CH-CH group of donors, NAD or NADP as acceptor. Lineage: Eukaryota; Viridiplantae; Streptophyta; Magnoliopsida; Rosales; Rhamnaceae. The coding region runs from base 217 to 624 and encodes 135 amino acids. The record is from RefSeq and is a predicted model, not a curated record.
ACCGCAUGCUUUAGUGCGGGCCAAAAACUGUGAUUAAAAUGUGAGCCCUUUGAUUUGCACAUCUGGCAUCGACGGCCCCAGAUUUUCUCACCCACUGGCUGCUCAUCUCGCAGAGUUGGGUGGUUUUCUCCGCUUCCUUCUUUCAGAAUCUCUGCUACUUCCCAGGCUUCCCCUGCUUCCACUGAAGCAUCGAAAAUAUCAUCUUUGCCUUCUGAAAUGAAGGCAUGGGUUUAUGGUGAAUACGGGGGUGUUGAUGUUUUGAAGCUCGAUACCAAAGUUUCUGUACCCGAAGUGAAGGAAGACCAGGUUCUGAUUAAGGUCGUCGCCGCGGCUCUUAACCCAGUUGAUUUCAAGAGGAGGCAGGGCAAGUUCAAGAAUACCGAUUCUCCACUUCCGACUGUUCCAGGAUAUGAUGUUGCCGGUGUGGUAGUAAAGGUUGGGAGCCAAGUAAAGGAGUUUAAAGAAGGGGAUGAAGUAUAUGGGGAUAUACAUGGGAAAGCUCUUGAGGGUCCCAAGCAAUCUGGCUCUAUUGCAGAGUACACUGCUGUGGAAGAGAAACUAUUGGCUCUAAAGCCUAAGAAUCUUAGCAGUCAACUUUCAACAAGCCUAUUUAUUGAUAAAUGAUAUCUCGGUGUUGAGGGAACAAAAAGCUUUACUCAACAUGAAAAACAAAUUAAACCAUUUCGACUCAGAUAUAGCACAUAAAGAGAAUAGACCUUAUUAAUAUUCAUAGGAGAAAAAAAAAAAAAAAAAAAGUCAAAAAAAUAUAAAUAUUUUCCUCUACUUUUCUGGUAACCGAUCUGAAAUUAUAGUAACAUAGAUUGCUGAAUUUCAUUUAUAAAGAAUAAAAACAAAGAUAAACAAAAGGAAAACGAUGAAAAUCUAGGACAGGAUUGGCUGGUGGCCGGUGGAAGCAGCAGAGAAGUUGCGAAUUUUAUCUGGGGCAGGGAUGGCACAGGUGGGGCUGAACGACUUUUCCAAAAGCUAGAAAUCGGUGGCUUGCAACGUCACUGGAAUGGAGAAGUAAAACUAAGCUGCAUGGAAGAAGAAAUGGGAGGAGAAGAGAAGGGAAUUUGUGAAUGGAAAAUGGGAGAUUUGGCCAAAAUUUUCACGUGAGACCAAUUUUUAUCCAGGAUCGUUGAUGCCAGAUGUGCAAAUCAAAGGGCUCAAAUUUUAAUCACAUUUUUUAUCCGCACAUAAGGCAUGCGGUUGGUCCCAUGGUAGACCCUCUCUCUCUCUCUCUCUCUCUCUCUCUCUCUAUAUAUAUAUAUAUAUAUAUA